Molecule: messenger RNA, 762 nt
Organism: Closterium sp. Yama58-4
Lineage: Eukaryota; Viridiplantae; Streptophyta; Zygnematophyceae; Desmidiales; Closteriaceae
Source: the annotation of a GenBank genome assembly
AUGGACUGCCUUGUAUCUCUCCCUGAAUCCAUCUGUCAACUCUCGCGCCUGAAAAGGCUUCGGAUCGAUUCGGCCAGCCAGUUGGAGGCGUUGCCUGACUCCCUUGGAGAGCUGCCAGGGCUGCGUGUCUUGCAGCUGAUUCACCUCUAUGCAGAGUUGGUGCUCCUGGGACUGAAGCAGGUCCGCAGCUUGCCAGAGUCGUUCUCUAAGUUGCCUCAACUACAGGUGCUGCAUGUGAUUGCAUGCAAGAAGCUGUCUCGCCUGCCGUCUUCGCUCCGGGGAAUGCCGACGCUGCGUGAGUACGGUAUCAGCGAGUGCCCUUUGCUCUCACGGCAAGACACGCUGCGGGUUCCUGCAAGGGCUGGCGAGGAGGAUGGGGAGGAAGGAGGGGGAGUGGCGGUUGAUGUGGGAGAGGAGGAAGGGGAGGGUGAGAAGGGAGGAGAUGAGAUGGUGGAAGGGCAAGAGGCGGACAAGGAGGAAGCAGAGGAGGAAGCAGAGGGUGAGGAGAUCGUGGGAGGGCAAGAGGCGGACAGUGAAGCAGAGGAGGAGGCAGAGGAGGAGUCAGAGGGUGAGGAGAGAGGAGAUGAGAUGGUGGGAGAGCAAGAGGCGAGCAGUGACGCAGAGGAGGAGGUAGAGGGUGAGGAGGCAGAGAGUGAGGAGGCAGAGGGUGAGGAGAGAGGAGAUGAGAUGUAUGGCAUGGACAGCGACGAUGACAGGGACCAUGAGGGAAGAGGCUGGGGGGCGAGUAGUGAUGAGGACUAG